Alosa alosa (allis shad) is the source of this 3174-nucleotide messenger RNA. Its product is annotated as amphoterin-induced protein 3. The transcript has a single exon. Gene Ontology annotation, molecular function: protein binding. The record is from RefSeq and is a predicted model, not a curated record. The coding region runs from base 765 to 2276 and encodes 503 amino acids. Lineage: Eukaryota; Metazoa; Chordata; Actinopteri; Clupeiformes; Clupeidae.
AAGGAGGGAGGGAGAGAGAGACGGAGAGGGAGGAGGGGAUCGGGGAGAUUACAGGAGCUCGGGUGGUGGUGUCAGCCAAGCUCAGCACUCAGUCGGAGGAUGGACACACAUUGCGAGCACACGGGUCCUGAUGCUGCAGAGAAGGGACGGCAUGCAAAAAAUGACAUCUCGUGAAAGACCUGAACAAGAGGACAGAAGGUGCCUAAGCCCAGAAAGGGAUUUUCAACCCGAACAAAACGAGGCUGCCGUUUCUGCUUACAUGGACAAUUCUCCUGUGUAAGGAUUCUUGAGAGUCAAGUCCUGUGGGAAAAACAAAUGCAAUGGCAGAGAGGAAUGGAACUAACAAAGCAUGCAGUGAGUGAAUGGGGAUCUUUUUUGGGUGAACAUUUGUGGAAGCUGUCUCUCUGAAUAUUUCAUCACUUAUUUUUUAAAACUCUGCAAGGGGGUUGUGUAACAGGAAAAGUUAGUCUUUGUUUUGUUUUAUUUUUUCUUUCUUUUAAUCCUUUGAGCAGUAACUGCUCAGAUAAUGGGAUGCAGCAAGCCAUCAUAUCUCUUGUUUAUAUAUAAGUCAUUUUCAGUAUGACUGCAUAUGAUUUCAGCUGGUCUAUGAAUGUGCAAAGUAAUGAUCAAACAGAGUGAAAAUGUUGUGAUAAGACAGAGGUCACUUUGUUUAAUUACAAUACCUGAAAAAGCAGAUAACAGGAGCUGUGUGUUUUUCAAAGACCCUCGUUUUGUGUGCAGUUUGUAAAUCUCUGUCGUCGAUCAUGGGCCUGAUGCUGUGUAUAGUAUUCAUCUUCCUCUUGGCUCAAGUCUCUGAGAGUACCUGUCCCGCUGGGUGCUUAUGCCCCUCUUACAUUGUGAGCUGUGGAGCCCUUGGUCUGGAAAAAUUGCCUCAUCCUGUUCCUGCCACCACCUGGACACUGGAUCUCAGCCACAACCGGCUGACCUGGCUCGGGGUGGGCAGUUUCUAUGGUCUGCCCAGGCUAGUCCGCCUGCACCUGGCCCACAACCUGAUCUCGCAGCUCAGCCCCGGCGCCUUCCAGAAUGCCAGCGCUCUGCGCCACCUGGACCUUUCGUCCAACAAGCUGCAGGUGGUGGGCCGCCACAACUUCCUGGAGCUAACGGGCCUGGAGGAGUUGCUGCUCUUCAACAACCGGAUCACGCGCGUGGAGAGCACCGCCCUGAUGGGCCUGAGUCACCUCCGCCGCCUCUACCUCAGCUUCAACCACAUCUCCGACUUCCCCUUCUUCUCCAUCCGCAAGCACACCCACCCGCAGCUGCUCAUGGUGGACCUGUCCUCCAACCACCUGGCCCGGCUGCCCGUGGAGGACAUCGCGCUGUGGCCGGCCUCGCAUCAGAGGGGCCUGUUUCUGUUCAACAACUCACUGCUGUGUGACUGCGCCGUGUACACUAUGUUCCGCCACUGGGAGCAGAAGGGCUUCGAGUCGGUGAGUGACUUCAAAGACGAGUACCGGUGCCUGCUCUACGGCGACCCGCGGGCAUCUGUGCGCUUCUUCCGUCAUGCCCGCUUCUUUGAGAACUGCACGGUGGGGCGGGCGCUGUCGCUGGUUGCACCCAAGGCCAACCUGGUGGUGUACGAGGGAGAGCUGGUGAGGCUGGACUGCACCAGUUCGGCCAGCAGUAGCGAGAACGUCUCCUUCUCCUGGACUUCACCGCACCCGGAGGGCAUCAGCCAGCUGCUCCUGAACGGCACCCUGCGCCUUAACCAGGACGGCAGCCUGGAGAUCCCCUACGCCAAGCUGGACGACGCGGGCGUCUACCAGUGUACGUCCAUGGACAGGGUCCAGAUGCUAAACGAGUCGCGGGAGGUGAAUGUCACCGUGGCGACACGGCAGGCCUCCGACGAGCCCUUCAACACGGGCUACACGACCCUGCUGGGCUGCGUGGUGACCCUGGUGCUGAUCCUCAUGUACCUCUACCUGACCCCGUGCAGAUGCAGCUGCUGCAGGUCUCCUGGCUCCCCGUCGCCUGGCGAAGGGUCCGGCUCCCGCGAGGAACACUGCACAUUGGCGUCCAUCUUUGGGGCCCCGUCCUCCCUGGUCGGUGGUGGCAGUGAGCAGCUGCCGCGGAAAGCCCCUCCUCCUCCGUCGUCGGCGUCAGCGAUGGACCGGCAUGUGGUGUUCCUGGAGCCAUUGCUGGAGGAGCAGAAUGGCCACCUGAAGGCCACCUUCACUCCGGAGCAGCUGGCCCAGUUCCAGUGGGAGACGGAGCGGCUGAACCCAGCCGUCGCCACCGAGCGCAAUGCGGCUCUGUAGCCAAGUCCACAGGGACAGCUGUCGGGGUCUCUCUAAGACUAAUGCAUCUUCUGGUUUGGAUUAAGACAGAAGACCAAACGCCUGACACUAGCAGCCACUCAGUGGAUCGCUACAGUGCAGCAUUGUCUGCAGGGACUGGAGACUGGCUCCUCCUGUAACUAAUGCGUCUUCUAAAUUGACAGGACACCUGAACAAUGUUUUUUGAGCCGUCCAAUGAAAGUAGGCCAGUUGUUGUCACCAUUUGAAAACAUUUAAGGAAUUACUGACCUUUUUGGAAAGGUACCAAAAUCAUGUGGUGCACUGACAAACCUUAAAGUUCUACACACUUUGUAAACAACAUGAAUGCUGCAUGUGGCGAUAUCCACUCAUCUAAAAAUAUUGAGACUCAUAUAUUUAUAUAUUGCAAAGACAAAGGAUGACAAUUGCAGCUCUUAAGGCCAACAUUAGACGGAUUAUGAGCAAAGAUUAAUUCAUUUGUAAAAUAUAAUUCAUGCCGUGACUGAAUCUGGGUACACAUUCUGAAAGUGUUCAUAGUCUUAUGUAAAGUAGUACUAAUCUGUAAAUAGUUUUGACCCCAUAAAAAAAUAAGAGUACUGUGAUUCAUUCAAUAAUACUACAUAAUAUAUGAGUUAUUAAAAAACAUAUUCUCACACAACCAUUUUGAUGGAUGAAAAGGAAUAAGCAGUUAUAUAACCUAUAAUGCAUCCAUUUUACAUCCUGACUGAAAUGAGCGGUGUAAGGUCUUACGCAAGCUUUUAGCUUAACAUGACAAAAGCUAUACCCAGUGGCAGUGUAUUUGGUGAAGUAUCAGUUCUGACACAGAGUUUAAACAAUGAGUUAAAUAGCUGAGUGGAGAAGGGUCUUGGUGAGAAGCUGUCUUCACUUAGAAUUACAUGAA